Metarhizium brunneum ARSEF 3297 is the source of this 1260-nucleotide messenger RNA. RefSeq names its product FAD-dependent monooxygenase vrtH. The record is from RefSeq and is a predicted model, not a curated record. Gene Ontology annotation, molecular function: FAD binding. NCBI's taxonomy places the organism in Eukaryota, Fungi, Ascomycota, Sordariomycetes, Hypocreales, Clavicipitaceae.
AUGGCAACAAGGAAACCGGCCACCCCAAUUCUCAUAAUCGGAGCAGGCCUAUCAGGCCUUGCUACCGGACGAAUUUUGACAAACCACAGCAUUCCGAAUAUCAUCUUCGAGUCUUCACUUCCAGAGCGUAGUCAAGGUUUCGCUAUUAGCUUACACGACUGGGGCUAUUCUGCACUUCUCGAGGGUCUUGGCGGAGUAUCCCUGAAGAGCAUGGCCAAAGCAGUUGCACCGGAUCGACACGUUGGUGGCACCGGAUGGGUUGAUUUGUGUAUGCGCGACAACUCAACUGGCGAUGUGCUGGUGGCGCCACCCGAGGAAAACAGGCCUGCGGUGAUGCGAGCGAAUCGCAAUGCUUUGCGGGCAUGGAUUGCUGACUGUGGCGACGAUGACUUGGAUGUGCGAUACGGACACAAGCUGAAGAGCGUGUCUGGGAGAACCGGAAACAUGACGGUCGUGUUUGAAAAUGGAGCCCAGUAUAGCGGCUCCUUGAUUAUCGCUGCUGAUGGUGUUCACUCUGCGGUUAGAUCUCAAAUUCUUCCUCAUAUUACCCCCGAGAUUAUUCCUGUCGUCGUCUAUCACGGCGAAUUCCAUCUGCCUCGCGAAGAAUUUGACGAAUACAUUAAACCCUUUGCCAAUGGUUCAAACAUUUUAGCAGGCGUCGGCGAUGGUUUCAAUACCCCAAUCACAGUCUGCAACAUGACGAAAAACAAAGUUCAUCUGGACUGGUCAUACUCUAGACCAGCUCGUGGCCACAACGACAUAUUAUUUGACAAAGACAUCAAAGCCCAAGAUACGCCCAGCGAUAUCCCCGAGGCGCUGGUGGCAGAACUCUCGUCAGUUAAACUUGCAGAACCGUGGGCCAGAUACGUCAACCCGAAGACCAUCAAGGGGCAUUCGGUAUUCCACUGGGUUAGCCGAUGUGUCUACAUGUCUACGGAAGACGCUAUAAAAGGUGGAAGCCAGGGUGUUGUCUUUGUUGGGGACUCAUGGCAUGCAAUGCCGAUUUUCGGAGGCGAAGGGGGUAACCAUGCUCUCUUGGAUAGUGUCGAGCUUGCCUCAGCUAUCGUAAAUGAUCCAUGCUUAAAGCAGGCCGUCUCUGCUUACUAUAAUGGAGCUUGUAAACGCGUUCAAGAGGCAGUCAAGAGAUCUAAAACUCGGUUCUAUGUCCUGCAUAGGCCCAUGGCGGAAUGGCAGGACAUUGCGGAGAAGAGAAAGCUGAAAAUAGCACAAGCAAACAAAGCCGCAAAAGUGUCGGCUUAG